Molecule: messenger RNA, 1876 nt
Organism: Sphaeramia orbicularis (orbiculate cardinalfish)
Lineage: Eukaryota; Metazoa; Chordata; Actinopteri; Kurtiformes; Apogonidae
Product: nuclear factor 7, brain-like
Exons: 1
Coding region: 47-1486 (479 amino acids)
Molecular function (GO): zinc ion binding; protein binding
Source: RefSeq, a predicted model, not a curated record
AUUUGGUGAGUCUGUGUGUUAAAGGAUAAUUCACAUAUCAGAGUAAAUGGCAGAGAAGAAGAUUGAAGUUGUUGAAGAUAAUCUGACAUGUCCAGUGUGUUUGGAGACGUUCAGAGAUCCUGUGUCUCUGAGCUGCAACCACAGCUUCUGUUUAAUCUGCCUGAAGAAAUUCUGGAAAGAAAAGGAAAACAGAACCUGUCCUGUUUGUAGAAGAAAAUCCUCAAAAGACAUAAUAGUGAACUUUGCUCUUAAAGAACUGGCUGAAUCAUUUACUGAGGGUCUGAAAGUUGGAUCAUCUGAGUCAGAAAAAGGAGAACAGAAGGUGGAGGUGGUCUGCAGCAAACAUCCAGAAGAACCUAAACUGUUCUGUAAAGAUGAAAACAGAGCUGUGUGUCUGGUCUGUGAUUUUCCUCAUCAACGUGAACACACUGUGGUUCCUGUAGAAGAAGCAGUUUCUGAAAUGAAGGAUGAGCUGAAAUCUGACUUAAAGUCUCUACAGGAAAAGAAGAAGAAAUACAAGCAAACACAGAAAACAUACGAGGAAAUAAUGAAACACUUAAAGAAUCAGGUUUUGUGGACAGAGAGUCAGAUCAGAGCAGAGUUCAACAAACUCCAGCAGUUCCUGAAAGAGGAAGAGGAGUCCAGACUGGCAGCUCUGAGGGAGGAAGAGGAGCAGAAGAGGAGGAGUGUGAUGAGAGAGAUGAAGAGGAUUGAGGAGCAGAUGUCCUCUGUGUCAGACAGUAUCUGUGCUGUUGAAGAAGAGCUGCAGAAAGCCAGCGCUCCAUUCCUCAUCAGUUGUAAAGACACUCAGAGCAGAGCCAGAGCCCAGUGCUCAGUGUCAGAGCCACAGCUGAUCUCAGGAGCACUGAUCCAUGUGGACAAACACCUGGGCAACCUGUCCUUCAGAGUCUGGGACAAGAUGAGGGACAAGGUCCACUUCAGCCCCGUCAUCCUGGACCCAAACACUGCACAUGGAUGGCUUCAUCUGUCUGAUGAUCUGACCAGUGUGAGAAAUGGAGACACUUAUCAGCAGGUUCCUGACAAUCCAGAGAGAAACACUAAAUAUACCACUGUUUAUGGAUCUGAGAGCUUCACCUCAGGGAAACACAGCUGGGACGUGGAGGUGAGAGACCAUCCUGGAUGGACUUUAGGUUUGGUUAAAGAGUCAGCUGACAGGAAGGGAGAGGUGUGUGUUUCACCAAAGUAUGGAAUCUGGUGUUUAGUACAUCACAGUGGAAAAUACUUUAAUGGAUUUAAUCAGACUGUGACAGUGCAGACGAGUCCACAGAGGAUCAGAGUUGAACUGGACUAUAACAGGGGGCAGGUGUCCUUCUACAACGCUGAAGAUAAGACUCACAUCUGCACCUACAGAGACACUUUCACUGAGAAACUCUACCCUUAUUUCAGUGUUGGAAAGACCACUGGUGUUAAAACCACUGAUAUUAAAAUCUGCCAGAGGAAAAUUUCUCUGUUUAUGGAGAAAUGAAAAUGUGAUCGAUAGAUUAUGUUUUCAUUUUUCCAAAACCAGUCAUAUUGAUACAUGUAGAUGUGAAAUGAAUAAAACCUGUUUAACUGAGUCGAAUGGAACAAACACUGAAAUGAUUUAUAAUAUGUUGGUUUUUAUUGUCUUGAACACGCCAGUAACAGUAAAUCUCAAAAACCACAAUUAAAUUUCGGUUAAUGAAUUCACCGCGUCAGACAUCUUUAUAUUUUAUACACCGGGUACUCUUUCUGCUUUGCUCUGACUUAAAACUGCGUGUCCAUGCGGAACACAUGACCGCCAGUGUUCCUCCACCUUACUUCAGUAGUUCCAUAAAAACAGCUGUCCGGUUAAAUCCGGGCUGUCCCAGAGGGGGGUCGCGUAAUUUAAAUUAAC